Messenger RNA from Acinonyx jubatus (cheetah), 5043 nucleotides. It is a transcript of the gene SH2B2, whose product is annotated as SH2B adaptor protein 2. Gene Ontology annotation, molecular function: transmembrane receptor protein tyrosine kinase adaptor activity. Gene Ontology annotation, cellular component: plasma membrane. Lineage: Eukaryota; Metazoa; Chordata; Mammalia; Carnivora; Felidae. The transcript has 10 exons. Gene Ontology annotation, biological process: antigen receptor-mediated signaling pathway; intracellular signal transduction. Bases 2948 to 4855 code for a protein of 635 amino acids. The record is from RefSeq and is a predicted model, not a curated record.
GUGGGUGGGGUGAGGACUAGACUCUAGAGCCAAGGCCCGAGGCCCCAGCAGUGAUGCAGAGAAUGUGCCCCAUGUACUCUGAGCCUCCGUCCGCAGGACAGACUCAGGCAGCCAGUAGGCAGACGGCACCGCUGGCUGAAGGAACAGCCCAGAGGUUGUCUGCAUCCUGUGAAGGGAGGGGUGCAGAGGAGGGGCUGGAGGGGACUGUCCCACAGAGGCCAGGAGGUCAGUUGGAAGGAGAGCAGGAUGGAGGACAGAAGGAACGUGUGGGGUCGGGGUAGCCGGGUCAGGAAGCCAGGAGGAGAAGACAACAGUGGGCAUGGUUGAGGCCACGUGAGGCCUUGUCUCCUCUUCUGGUGCUGGGGGGCCCCUGAUAGAGACCACAAGCUUCCCCAGCGUGAGUGGCUCAUGGCGGGGGAGGGGAGCACUGCUCACCCGGUGCAAAACAGAGCGCCCUUAGUUCUGACCCUCACCACCCCUUCUGGUGCUUGGCCGUCUGGGUGCUCUCCAAGCACGGAGCUGAGCGAGGGUGCAGGCGAAGGGUCGAGGACCUUGGCGAUGAAGGAGCUUGCCCCCCAGGACACCUUUGCAGGGUACUGGGUGGCUAGUUUGCGCUGCAGGGCCUCCUUCCCUUCCCUAGGGGCAGACUGCCUUCCGUGAUGGUAAAACCCCCAGCUGGGGCUCCCACAAACAAGGCCGUGAGGCCCCUGCAGGUCGUGGGCCAGGCCGGUGCCUCCUGUUCCAGCGGGGCAGAGGUCCUCCGCGAGUUGGAUCGAUUGGUCGUCAGCCCAUUAGCGGGGGUGGCCAGGCUGCCUCAUCAAUAUUUUAAGGCAUGACCUGGCCGUGGGGUCCGGAACUGCGUGUGGCAGGGGCUGAUGACUGGCCUUUUUUCUAUUCCAAUUGUGAGUGCUAUUUUUACUACCGGAAGGCCAGCCGCCCCCUCUCCCAGGCGGCUAACCGGGUGGGGGUAGGGUCUCCCAUCUGGGUUCCUGGCCGCAGGGUUAGGAGAGUCCGUGGCUUGGAAAAGUGACAGGCAGGGACUUGAUUAGGCUUCCUCCCUGAAGCCCCCUCCCUUCCCGCUCUGGCCCUGGUGAAAUGAGAAUGAAAACCAGAAGCCAGACAGGCCGGUUGAGCCUCAGAAACCCCCCAGGUGAUGGAUCAGGGGAGGGUGGUCUACCUGGGUGGGUACCCUUUGUCUCCAGCCCCAGUCCUCAGAGAAGAAGCAACCCCUGCCCGUCCCUGGUCCCAGGGGGGUGACAGUGAGGCCCCUGUCACCAGUGUCCAAGGUGCCGUAACAGUCUCAGGCCUUAGAGGCCACCGCUCCAGCGCCCCAUUUUACUGGUGAGGAAGCCUGAGGAGACACAGAGCCUGGCCUGAGACAGAGCCCAGUCCUCCAGUGCCCUCCCGCACCAACUCAGCAGGUCUCUUCUGGCUGUAUGGGGCCACAGGAGGAACUGGGACUCUGCCCAUGGAAACAAGAGGGCCAAGGACCACAGAGACCAUGGGAGCUCGGGGAGGGAGGGCCAGUGUAGGGAGAAGGCUUCCUGGAAGAAGAGGUUUUACACAGUCUAAACGCCAAGUAGAAUUUGAGUAGUCAGUAGAGUGAGGACAGCUGUUCAGGCAGGAGACUGGCACAGGCCAGGACCAGGGGGCCACUGGAGGAGGGAGAGCCCAGGGCCAUCUGGAUUCAUCCAUAAACCUUCCAGGCGAGCCAGACAGUGGGGGCCAGGGUGAGUUCAUCCACCCUGCUUCCAGGAUCGCUGGGCUCAGCUUUUCCCACGUUGGGGUCUGGUCACCUACAGAAUGGGAGAGGGCCCCAUCUCAUUCAUUGGGUGACACUGGCUGGUCCCUGGAGAGGGCUGGAAAGGCCUCCUGACUGCACCUGAAGUUAGGGAGGACCCUGGCUCUGUUCGUGACCGCCCAUGGAUUAUAACAUUGCAGAGUCCACCUCCUAUGCUGUCCUUCCAGGAAGGGACACCCCUUACCCCCAUUUUAAAGUGAAAAAACAGGCUCAGAGGUGGGAGUUGUGGUCAUCGUCACUCACCCAGAGAGCGGUGGGGUCAGGCUUUGAGCCUAGGUCGGCCAAGAUCCCUGCACUUGGUCUCAUCCCCCAUUUUGGCUCCGAGGGCAGUUCGGUUGGGGACAGUACCUCACUGCUCCUGCCAAGGCCGAGGCCUCUUCUGUAUGGCUUGCAGCCUUCUCUUUGCAGACAGCCAUGUCUGGGCCUCUGUCUCCCUGUCUGUAGCUAGUGUGGGGCUCCCUGCUGGCCCUAUUGUUUGUCACUUACCUCUCCAUGCCCAACCCUUGUCCUUUCUAUGUAGCCCUGGCUAGACCCAGGGGACACUGAGGCCCAUAGGCUCCUGGCCAGCGAGCAGGGGUGGGUAGGGGAGAUCAAGGCAGUCCAGUCUCUGCCUAGGACGUGGCCACAGCCACCAUACCCUUGCCAGAUUCUUCUCUUGAGGUCCACCCCUAUCUCCAGUGAGGGCUAGCUGGGACCCACGCUGUGAGAGCCUCCCCUCAGGGCCCCAUGCCUCCACUCUGUCCCCUUCAAGCAGCAGGAAGAACAGGGAGGACCAGGGAUUGAUGUGCAAAGAGGCGCACCGGGACUGAUUUCCUCCCUGCGCCCCGUUUCCCUGUGGGGCAAACGGGUGUUCACAUUCGGUGCUGGAUUCGGUGCUAGCCCUUCCCAGGCUGCUGUGUCAUCCACUCUGACCGCCCUGAUGGUACAGGGGGAGAAGUAGGGAGCACUCCCACCUGUGGGGAGCACAACCACACGGGUGCGGGGGCAGGAGUCGCUGAGCAGACCGCUGGUUUGGAAAACUGUCCUCUAUGCUAAGUGCCUCAUCAAGUGGCCCGUUUCCUCCCUGGGGCUGCCCUGUGGUUAUUGACUGCAGAUCGAUGGCCGAGGUUGCCCCAAGCCACAGGGGGCUGCGAUGGGACGGGAGCCAUGAAUGGUGCCGCCUCCGGCCCCGCCGCCGCCCCCGCCCCCGCCCCGGUCCCAGACUGGCGGCAGUUCUGUGAGCUGCACGCGCAGGCGGCCGCCGUGGACUUCGCGCACAAGUUCUGCCGCUUCCUGCGGGACAACCCGGCCUACGACACGCCCGACGCCGGCGCCUCCUUCUCGCGCCACUUCGCCGCCAACUUUCUGGACGUCUUCGGCGAGGAGGUGCGCCGCGUGCUGGUGGCCGGGCCGGCGCCUCGGGGGGUGGCCGAGCACCCCGAGGCCAUGGAGCCCGAGCCGGCGGGGCCCGCGGCGCUCAAGGCGGCGGCGUAUGGCCACUCGCGGAGCUCCGAGGACGUGUCGGCGCAGGCGGCCGCCAAGGCCCGCGUCCGCAAGGGCUUCUCGCUGCGCAACAUGAGCCUGUGCGUCGUGGACGGCGUGCGCGACAUGUGGCACCGGCGCGCCUCCCCGGAGCCCGACGCUAGCGCCGCCCCGCGGGCCGCCGAGCCCCCAGCCGAGCCGCGAGACAAGUGGACACGGCGCCUGCGGCUGUCGCGGACGCUGGCGGCCAAGGUGGAGCUGGUGGACAUCCAGCGCGAGGGCGCGCUGCGCUUCAUGGUGGCCGACGACGCGGCCGCGGGCCCGGGCGGCACCGCCCAGUGGCAGAAGUGCCGCCUGCUCCUGCGCAGGGCCGUGGCCGGUGAGCGCUUCCGCCUGGAGUUCUUCGUGCCGCCCAAGGCUUCCAGGCCCAAGGUCAGCAUCCCUCUCUCAGCCAUCAUUGAGGUCCGCACGACCAUGCCCCUGGAGAUGCCAGAGAAGGACAACACGUUUGUGCUCAAGGUAGAGAAUGGAGCCGAAUAUAUCCUGGAGACCAUCGACUCACUGCAGAAACACUCGUGGGUGGCUGACAUCCAGGGCUGUGUGGACCCCGGGGACAGCGAGGAAGACGCCGAGCUGUCCUGUGCCCGGGGAGGCUGUCUGGCCAGCCGAGUAGCCUCCUGCAGCUGUGAGCUUCUGACUGACGCAGGGGACCUGCCCCGGCCCCCAGAGACAACGGCAGCCGUGGUGACAGCUCCACACAGCCGAGCUCGAGAUGGUGUUGGGGAGUCCCUGGUCCACGUCCCGCUGGAGACCUUCCUGGAGACCCUGGAAUCCCCGGGUGGCAGAGGCAGGGACAGCAGUAACACAGGGGAGGAGGGAACGGAGGCAGAGCCUGAGGCCGAGCCUGAGCUGGAACUCUCCGACUACCCCUGGUUCCACGGCACGUUGUCACGGGUCAGGGCGGCUCAGCUGGUGCUAGCGGGAGGACCCCGGAGCCACGGCCUCUUCGUGAUCCGCCAGAGCGAGACUAGGCCUGGGGAGUACGUGCUGACCUUCAACUUCCAGGGCAAGGCCAAGCACCUGCGCCUGUCCUUGAACAGCCACGGGCAGUGCCACGUGCAGCACCUGUGGUUCCAGUCUGUGCUUGACAUGCUGCGCCACUUCCACACCCACCCGAUCCCACUGGAGUCAGGGGGCUCUGCAGACAUCACCCUACGCAGCUACGUGCGGGCCCAGGGCCCCCCACCCGCCCCGGGGCCCUCGCCCAGCGCCGCGCCCGCGCCCCCCGCCUGCUGGAGCGAGCCGGCCGGCCAGCACUACUUCUCCAGCCUGGCCGCCGCCGCCUGCCCUCCCGCCUCGCCCUCGGAGGCGGGCGGCGCCUCGUCCUCGUCAGCCUCGUCGUCCUCGGCCGCGUCGGCGCCGGCCGCCCCGCGCCCCGCCGAGGGCCCGCUGAGCGCGCGCAGCCGCAGCAACAGCGCCGAGCGCCUCCUGGAGGCGGCGGGGGGCGGCGCGGACGAGCCCCCGGAGGCCGCGCCCGGCGAGGGAGCGCGGGGCCGCACGCGCGCCGUCGAGAACCAGUACUCCUUCUACUAGCCCGGCGCGGCGGCGCCAAGGCCCUGGGCCCCUCCCCACCCCCCCGGACGCGCCGUGCGGCCGCCCCCGUCCCCGUCCAUCCCUCCGUCCAGCGGACCCGGCCGGCCCCAGCCCGGCGCUGGGUGGGAAAAGCGAAGCUCUUCAGUGAAGACAUAAAUGUUAUUAAAGAGCCUGUUUUAGGGACUGCA